Messenger RNA from Aspergillus nidulans FGSC A4, 840 nucleotides. RefSeq lists its product as uncharacterized. The coding region runs from base 1 to 840 and encodes 279 amino acids. The transcript has 2 exons. NCBI's taxonomy places the organism in Eukaryota, Fungi, Ascomycota, Eurotiomycetes, Eurotiales, Aspergillaceae. Gene Ontology annotation, molecular function: oxidoreductase activity, acting on paired donors, with incorporation or reduction of molecular oxygen; iron ion binding; L-ascorbic acid binding. The record is from RefSeq and is a predicted model, not a curated record.
AUGGCAUUCGGAAAGGACCAGUUUCUUCCCUCGCAACCCCCGGCCAAUGCUCGCUGCCGAGUAAUCGACUUCGCAAGCACUGAGCCCCCGCUUCCUGAAUACAAGAGAUAUCUCGCAGCUGUCAUCGACAACGCACUCACCGAGACAGAAUGCAAGGAGCUUCUCCGCUUAGCUGAAGCGAGCACGGCCGACGGUAAGUGGGAGCGUGCCAUGAUCAACGUCGGCGGCGGCCGCCAGAAGAUAUCCACCGAUUCGCGCAACAGCAGUCGAAUCAUCUUAGACAGCCCUGAAAUCGCUGAGAAACUGCAAGCGAGACUCUUACCUUUCCUGAGAGAAUUGGAGGUUGAUCGACUUGAGAACAAACCGCUCAUCACAGGCCUUGCGGGAAGGAAUCGUACAUACAAGUUCACGCGAUUAAACGAACGUUUAAGGUUCCUGAAGUACGUUGGGGGCGAGUAUUUCCGCCCACACUGGGACGCACACUAUACCACGCCUGACCGGCGCGAGAGAUCGUAUUUCACGAUCCAACUGUAUCUGAAUGGAGAUGGAGAGCAGGACCUCCAGGAAUUAAAGUGUGCGAUCGAUGCAGAGGGGCCAGAAGGGUCGGAGAGGGGAUGCAUGAAUCUAGAUGUGGAAGGGCGUUUACUGGGCGGUGCGACAUCUUUUCUGCCGCGAUAUGAGGAGAAGGAGAGGCAUGUGAGGAUCUUCCCGAGGACAGGGUCGGCUCUUGUUUUCCAGCAGAGCGAAUUGCUUCAUAGUGGGGAUCCGGUGUUUCGCGGGACCAAGUUCACCUUGAGGAUGGAUGUGAUGUAUGAGCUUGUCGAGUCAGAGUCGUACUGA